CCAGAAGUCGUCGUCGCACUGCCUGAUAGGGUUCUGGUGCGGUAUGAAUUCACAUGCAUAGGGAUAGAUAUGGUCUGAGAGGGAAGGUGCAGCACCGCGGACUUUCCCAUGUCUUUCCGGAGUACCAGGCUAGCAAAUACUUGCGCCUGUUUUGAUAGGGACUUCCUGGUGACUCAAUUUGCCAAGCGGCAUUUGCUGGCCAACAGCUCGUUCUCCAGGUGUGCCUCGUUCUUUCCGCCCCUUCCCUCAUUUGCCUCCAUUUCCCUGUCAUGAUUCCUGUUCCUCCUUUUGCUCUUUUCCCUUUUAUCGACCUGCCUAUUUGGACGCAUUUACUCUUCUGCUCGUAAUCCGUCGUCAUUUUGGUUGUAUUCUCUGGUUUGAUGUGGCUUGUGCGUGAUCGUCGUGCAGACAGUCUGAACCGCCGGGGGGAUUGUGGCGCACAGCCAGCGGCCUUGUGUGAAUUGUGAUCGACCAUGGGCUCGGAGGGGUUCACGCAGCUUCAGUUGAAGCAGCUUCGCGACGUGAUGCAAGGCACGAUCGAGGAUUUCUUACGAGAUGUAGUCCGGUCGGAGUUCGAGGCAUUGCGCCAUACAGAGCGCCGCCCUGGUAAGCGUUUAACCAAGGGAUUCCUGGGGACGGGAUCUGACUCGGUCAACCAAGGACAGGACCACUCUGCCAAUCUCUCACCCCGGCACUCAUCCAAAAGCGAGGCGAGAACGUCAACAUCACAAAUGCAGCGCGCCCCCGCAAAGAGGGUUACACCACAAAGAACUCGCAGCAGCGAUCAGCGCUGGCGAGAUAUGGUGCAGAAUUCAAGCAAUGUGCUGAGCGUUGCGAAUAACAUGAGUUAUUAUGAGAAGCUCCGCUUGAAGGCACAACGGCUUAUCCAUAAAGGAUCUAGAUUCGAUGCUGUGGUUGGCUUCAUUAUAGUGGCGAAUUCUGUUUGUAUAGGUAUCGAAACCCAGCUUAGGCUGGAAGGCGACUUGCCAGUUCACUUCGCAUGGUUCGAGUCGUUCUUUCUGAUAUGUUUUAUACUGGAGCUCGUAGUGCGCUGGGUGGCAGACGGGGUUCACAAUCUAAAGCUCAAGUGGUUUUGGUUUGAUGUUACGCUGGUGCUCAGCGGUGCUGUUUGCUCUUGGAUCCUCGAGCCCCUCGAGCCGGUGUCGAAUGCGGACGACGUGCCAGUCAUAUCCCAGGUCCUCACUCUCCGUGUCCUCCGCCUGAUGCGGCUUGUCAGGGCGGUGAGGCUCAUCGAGCAGUUCAGGGAGCUGUGGAGGCUCUGCUGUGGGCUCACAAAGUCGGUGCGCACGAUGCUCUCCGUAUGCCUCUUGGUGUUGGUCGUCGUUUUUGUCUUUGCCUGCAUGGGUGUUGAAAUUGGCGGAUAGCAAAUGCGGAAAACCUCAGCGGUAACGAGGAUACGGUCGAGAUUGUGAGGGACCAUUUUUCGAGCUUGCCGAUGGCAAUACUGACGCUGAUCCGUGUCCGCUUCCGCGCACAUAUCCGCCACCUCGCCUGUGGCAGCAUCGCUUGGUACGGCCUUGUCUUCGCGGCUGCAGCUUGGCGCUGCAGGUUGGCACGACACGGGAAAACGUGCGCGCACACAAGCCCGCACACCCACACAUGCACACGCAAUCGCACGCGCAUGCGUGCGCACGCAUAGCCGCGGCAGUGCCCGGUGGCGGAUGCAGUUCGCCAACGCCGAUUCAAUCGCAAGUGUAUACAUGCCGAUUUGCAGGGCGCAACCGGCUUUCGCGAUCUAUUU
This is a messenger RNA of Prorocentrum cordatum, 1762 nucleotides long. The record is from the annotation of a GenBank genome assembly. NCBI's taxonomy places the organism in Eukaryota, Dinophyceae, Prorocentrales, Prorocentraceae.